This is a messenger RNA of Truncatella angustata, 2672 nucleotides long. RefSeq names its product spindle pole body formation-associated protein-domain-containing protein. Lineage: Eukaryota; Fungi; Ascomycota; Sordariomycetes; Amphisphaeriales; Sporocadaceae. Bases 343 to 2493 code for a protein of 716 amino acids. The transcript has 2 exons. The record is from RefSeq and is a predicted model, not a curated record.
GCGAAGUGGCGGUAACGUAGCCCCGGCAAAAUGUGGCGCCGAGAACCGGUCCACUGCUUCUGCGCUGGCAGUUCAGCACGUUCAGCACGUUCUUCAGCACCCCAGGCACUGCGAUCCAGCUAACUCUGCGGAUCCGUAAGCUGGCUCUGAGCUUUUGACAGCGGGACAAGCCCCAAUCCUAAACAGGCAGUGAGUAAAUAGCAACUCGCGCUUCGUUCCACAUCGCAUGCAUCGCCGGCCGCCAUUGGUAGUUCGCAUGUUUUGAUAAUACAUCGCAACCACACGCUGUGCUAUGCUUUGAAGAACACCACCCUGAGCUUCGGUUUUUGAAUUUUGGCCAGCAUGUUGGGCUGGGCUCUGAAGAAAGGCAUUCAAGGUGCCACCGGCGCAAGAGACGCGCCGCCGGAGGAUGGCGAUACUACCCAGAUUGAGGCUCCUGACACCCCGGCGCCCGUCUUUGCUGCUCGCGCCAUCCAACGUGCCAUCUUCGGCACGCCUGCACCCCGAAAAGAAACAAAUGCGCCUGCGCAGCGCGAUCUGGUAAACAGCAGGGACGAUGACGCCUUGUUGAGGGAUACGAGAUCGCCCGCAAAACCUACUGGCAUUCUCCUCACGCCGGGCACGGCAACAGCUCGCCGAAAGCGCGUUUCAUUCGACCACGAUACGAAAGCUGGCACUAAUGGUGACCCGAACUCAUUGGCCGCGAAAUCCACCAGCGCAAGCGCACGAAAGAAGACUCUCCAGCAGAGACUUGAGGAGGCCAGAUCGAACAAGUCUAAGAAACUUGGGGCCGAGACCAAAAGCGAUAGCACCAAGGAAACCGCCGCCGCCACCCGAGAAACAGAGCCAGCUCAGGAUGUAUCGGAUGAGGAAUGGGAAGACGAUGCUUGCAACCAUGACGUGACAGUGGAUCUUAAUGAGCCUCACUCCAGGUCUGGCAAGUAUUGGAAAUCCGAGUUCAAUAAAUAUAGCGACGAUGCCAGGGCAGAAAUGGAGAGGCUUGUCAAAUACAAGCACUUAGCUAAGAUCUAUGCUCAGAAAAAGGAUGCUGAAGCUAUAGAGUUGAAUCAACGGCUCAAAGAGGAGCAGGAGAAAGUGAAGCAAAUGGAGGAGCAGUUAAGGGAGUCAGGCUUGCAGACGACCAGCAAACGAAGAAAGGCUUCCGACACUGAUGACACCACGUUGAUGGAGAAACUUGCAGAGAAGACUGCUUUGGCCAUCCGAUACAGGGACAGGAUCAAGGAGUUAGAGUCAUCGAUAAGGGAUCAGGACGACGGCAAGUUGCAGCAUCCCCGCAUGGAUGCAUCGCCGCGUACUGAGAAGACGUUGCUGGAGACCAAUCGAGAACUGCGUCGGGCAAGAAAUGAGCUCAAAGAGAUGAAAAGAAUGCGCGAAGAUAACGAACGCCUCAAGUCCGACUUGAUCCUUGCAGAACAAAGAGCCACGAAAAUCGGAGACGAGAACAAGCGAAUCGUGGCAGACUCUUCGCGACCCCCGUCAGUCAAGAAGCUUGAGAAGCAACUGCGCGACGCAAAGGAAGAGGCAGAGCGCAAAGAUGACGAGCUCAAGAAACUCCAAAGGGAGUUCGACACUCUUAAGGAGAACGCGAAGUCAUCACGGAGUCAAGCGCUGCAAGUUCUAAAGGAGAAGAACGAUAGAAUUGCCGAACUCGAGCAGGAAGUCAAACUACUCAAGCAGAGCAAUGCCUCUUCGAGUCGCCCGAAGAGCCUGGAUGCUGCCUUGGCCCGGCACAACAAGAUCACACAGGAUCUCAAGGCAGAUAUGGCGUCUAUAAAUAAGCCUUCGAUCCAUGAAAAGGCUAAACUCACACGCCCACAGCGCUCGAUGUCUGCUGAAGACCUCACGCUCGACUUUACCUUGCAAUCUCUUGCUGAUAGUCCGAGUCAAAGAUUAGGUACCCAGCGCUUCCCCUCAGAUUUGACGGAUAGCUUGCGGGAUAUCGAGGAGCAACUUAGAAAGGAGAGACGAGAUCGCAUGGAGAGCAGGAGGCGUGAUCAUGAUUUGGCUACAGGUGAACUGGACGUGCCGCCUUUGGGUACGGUGGCAAAUAUCAGCACAAACAAGAUAUUGAAACCCGUGGCUGGUUCCCGCAGAGUUAUGUCUGACAAAGUCAACGAGGCUGCACCAGACAAAUACCAGGCCAGCGGAAAGCCCUCUAUUUCUCGUCAAAUUAUCAGUACUGGCGAAAGGGCGAUCAUGCGAGAUGCCUUGGACAAUCUCACGAACUCUCGUUAUACGGCGAACUCUCGCACAGCUCGCGCACACUCGCCCAAUUUCGAGCUGCCCGGCUUCGAUCUUCUCCAAAACCGCUUCGCCAAACUCGGUGGGCCUAAUCGCGACGAUACCAUUCUUACUGCGAAUGCGUCUCGAUGUACACUUCCCGCGGACCGUCAAGCUGCAGCGAGAGCAAGAUUGGAACAGAAGCGGCGAAGUAGGCAGAGAUUAGGCGGCAAAGAAAACAUGCGGCCUUGACGUACGGUAUGACUGGAGCGCGAUAAAGGUGACGGAAUAGCCCCUUGGGUAGAUUGUAUGACUUGAAUCCGGAUAUCCAUGAAUUUGGACUAGUAUGUCAUGAAUGCGGUGGUGGAGUUUGGUAGGCAAUUAUGAAAUUAAGCGGUGUAUCGCCGCCAAGCAUCUCCAUUAUCUCGUCU